AUGUUGUCAAGAAUUGUAUCUAACAAUGCAAUGCGUUCUGUGAUGUGCCACCAAGCACAAGUGGGAAUUCUCUACAAGACUAACCCAGUAAGGACCUAUGCUACUUUGAAAGAAGUGGAAAUGCGUUUAAAAUCCAUCAAGAAUAUUGAGAAGAUCACAAAAACUAUGAAGAUUGUUGCCUCUACAAGAUUGAGUAAAGCUGAAAAAGCUAAAGUUUCUGCAAAGAAGAUGGAUGAAGCCGAGCAGCUAUUCUACAAGAACGCGCAGACCAAGAAUUUAGAUGUUGAGGCUACCGAAGAUGCUGCCCCUAAGGAAUUGAUUGUUGCUAUUACCUCUGAUAAGGGGUUGUGUGGUUCCAUUCACUCUCAAUUGGCUAAAGCUGUGAGAAGGCAUUUAAACGAUCAGCCAAGUGCUGAUAUAGUUACCAUUGGUGACAAGAUCAAAAUGCAACUCUUGAGAACUCAUCCUGAUAACAUCAAAUUGUCUAUUAACGGCAUUGGUAAGGACGCCCCAACUUUCCAAGAAUCUGCGUUAAUUGCUGAUAAAUUAUUGAGUGUCAUGAAAGCAGGUACCUAUCCAAAGAUUUCUAUCUUUUACAAUGAUCCAGUCUCUUCACUGUCCUUUGAACCCUCUUCAAAGCCAAUCUUUAACGCAAAGACCAUUGAACAGUCUCCAUCGUUCGGUAAGUUCGAAAUUGACACGGACGCAAAUGUUCCAAGGGAUUUAUUUGAAUACACUUUGGCCAACCAAAUGUUGACGGCGAUGUCUCAAGGUUACGCUGCUGAAAUUUCUGCUAGAAGAAACGCUAUGGAUAACGCCUCCAAGAAUGCCGGUGAUAUGAUUAACCGCUACUCCAUCUUGUAUAACAGAACGAGACAAGCUGUCAUUACUAAUGAAUUGGUUGAUAUUAUUACUGGUGCUUCCUCUUUGGGAUGA
Messenger RNA from Saccharomyces kudriavzevii IFO 1802, 936 nucleotides. It is a transcript of the gene ATP3, whose product is annotated as F1F0 ATP synthase subunit gamma. Gene Ontology annotation, biological process: proton motive force-driven ATP synthesis. The coding region runs from base 1 to 936 and encodes 311 amino acids. NCBI's taxonomy places the organism in Eukaryota, Fungi, Ascomycota, Saccharomycetes, Saccharomycetales, Saccharomycetaceae. The transcript has a single exon. Gene Ontology annotation, molecular function: proton-transporting ATP synthase activity, rotational mechanism. The record is from RefSeq and is a predicted model, not a curated record.